AUGACCUUUGAGAUCAACAGUAAUCCUCCAACGAUGAGCAAUGUCUCGAAAAAACCAGAAAAACACAAAAAUCAGCACUCCAGGGAUGUCACAUUGGAUAGCGAAUUAUGGACAGACGGCCUAAUCUGUGCUUUUGAAUUCAUCAGAGGCAAUAAGAUUCCACUGUUGAAAUCUCGUUCGACCAAUAAUCCCUCGACCUCGCAUUUUAGGAAGAAGAACAGCAACCGUAUACUUUCCCUCCAAACAGAUUUAGACUAUUUGAACAUUGAUACUGCAGAUGGUAAUUCUCAUGCCCAGGAAAGAUCUUCUGGAAAUGUCUGGGUACCGAUAGGAUGGACGAGGAUUACCAAGCUUCUUACCACCGUGAAAUUUGUCUCUGUUUGGGCCUCUCAGCCCAUUGAGAUGGACGACGAAGAUGAUAUUACAGUUGCGGAUGUUGUAGCUCCCUUUUGGGAACGUCCAGUGGGGCCCACUUGGUGGUGCCAUGUCGAUGCAAGUCACCCUUAUGUCAAUUCAUGGUUGAGCGAUGCUCAGUGGUUGCAUCCUGCUAUCAGCGUGGCUUUGCGUGACGAGAGUAAGCUGAUAAGUGAACGUAUGAAGCACCUACUUUAUGAGGUUCCUGUGAGAGUUGCUGGCGGACUACUGUUUGAGCUGUUAGGUCAGUCAGUUGGCGAUCCUUAUGCGGAGGAAGAGGACAUCCCUGUUGUUAUACGGUCUUGGCAAGCACAAAACUUCUUGUUGACUGCAUUGCAUGUUAAAGGUUCUUCGUCAAACAUUAAUGUGUUGGGUUGUUCAGAAGUUCAGGAACUGCUUGCAGCUGGAGGUAGUAAUAUGCCACGGACAAGUCAUGAGGUGAUAGCCCUCCUUGCCUGUCGCCUUGCCCGGUGGGAUGAUAGAUUAUUUCGCAAAUACAUAUUUGGGGAAGCUGAUGAAGUUGAGUUGAAAUUCAUGAACAGGAGAACUCAGGAGGACAUGCAUAUAUUUUGCAUAAUUCUGAACCAGGAAAUCAGAAGACUUUCAACGCAGGUAAUCAGAGUAAAAUGGUGUUUACACGCAAGGGAGGAGAUUGUAUUUGAACUCCUCCAACAUGUAAGAGGUUUUGCAGCUAGGAAUUUGCUCGAAGGACUGAGAAAAAGCACACGACAGAUGAUUCAGGAACAAGAAGCUGUCCGUGCUCGCCUGUUCACGAUUCAAGAUGUCAUGCAGAGUACUGUCCGUGCAUGGUUGCAGGACCAGAGCCUUCACGUGCAGCAUAACCUAGGCGUUUUCGGAGGCUGUGGCCUUGUUCUGUCCAUUAUUACCGGACUCUGGGGAAUAAACGUGGAUGGUAUACCGGGAUCUAAUAGAUCCCCUUACGCAUUCGCCUUAUUUACCGGUGCCCUCUUCUUGUUAGGAGCUGUGCUGAUAGCAAUUGGGUUGAUCUACCUGGGGCUCAAAAAGCCACUAAUUGAGGAGAAGGCUGAGGUGAGAAAAUUGGAGCUUCAAGAGCUUGUCAAGAUGUUUCAGCAGGAGGCCGAGUCUCAUGCCCAAGUCAGAAAAAUGGACUCACAGUCGAAAACUUCUUCUGCCGCAAAAGAUAUAUUUGGUGAUGGCGAGAACUUUGUUCUCAUCAACUGA
Striga hermonthica is the source of this 1617-nucleotide messenger RNA. The record is from the annotation of a GenBank genome assembly. NCBI's taxonomy places the organism in Eukaryota, Viridiplantae, Streptophyta, Magnoliopsida, Lamiales, Orobanchaceae.